Messenger RNA from Drosophila kikkawai, 287 nucleotides. Its product is annotated as coiled-coil domain-containing protein 103. Gene Ontology annotation, cellular component: outer dynein arm. Lineage: Eukaryota; Metazoa; Arthropoda; Insecta; Diptera; Drosophilidae. Gene Ontology annotation, biological process: determination of left/right symmetry; inner dynein arm assembly; epithelial cilium movement involved in extracellular fluid movement. The record is from RefSeq and is a predicted model, not a curated record.
AUGGAGGAGUGGAAGAUAACUCCGGAGGAGCUUAUUCGGCUGCGGGAGAACUGCCUCCAGUGCAUUCGCGAUGGCGAACUCUACCAGCUCCGCAAUGAUGCCAAGCUGAGGGCUGUGUACAACACCCAGAGCUAUGAGGAGUUCAAGGACGUGGUAGACGCGGCACAUCUUCGUCCCGUGACCAGGAGCGACAAGGCCAAUGCCAACACAAAGAACCGGCUGUGGAACUCGGCCGCCCGUGAUUGAUGAUAACCCAAAAUAAAGACGCCAGCAGUGUAUAAUAUUUA